This is a messenger RNA of Osmia bicornis bicornis, 3043 nucleotides long. RefSeq names its product probable 2-oxoglutarate dehydrogenase E1 component DHKTD1 homolog, mitochondrial. NCBI's taxonomy places the organism in Eukaryota, Metazoa, Arthropoda, Insecta, Hymenoptera, Megachilidae. The record is from RefSeq and is a predicted model, not a curated record. The coding region runs from base 101 to 2905 and encodes 934 amino acids. Gene Ontology annotation, biological process: tricarboxylic acid cycle. The transcript has 13 exons. Gene Ontology annotation, molecular function: thiamine pyrophosphate binding; oxoglutarate dehydrogenase (succinyl-transferring) activity.
UGGAUAUGUUCACGUGGAGGGGGUAAAAGCAAUAAAAUAACCGAGGGUACCACGACGGGGGACUCUCAGUUGAUCCAUUGGUCUCGUAACGAAAGCAAGCAUGCACACGAUUCUACGAACUUUUCGCAAAAACAGACACGCACGUUUUGAAUGGACAAAUGGUCAUCCGGCUUCAAAAUGCGUCUCUUAUCGACCAAACAUCUUCACACGAUCGUAUCACAGCGAAAAUGGUGUUUAUGGAUAUAAACCAAAGACACAAAGACACUUUGAAGUACCAAAAGAAUACUUAGAAACACGAUCAAAGAAUAGCAAUUUUUACAGACUGGUUACCGCAUACAGAACACACGGUCACAAACAAGCGAACAUUGAUCCAGUUGCAACGAAAGUGCCAACACCUCUGGUUGAAUUAAAACCAGAAAGAUUUGGAUUAAAUUUGAACGACAAAGUUUCUUUCAGAGGUAUUCUAGCAACAGAGAAAGAGGAAGGAACAGUACAAGAAGCAUUGCAAUUUUUAAAUAAAACUUACAGUAGCUCGGUAGGACUGGAGUUUAGUUAUCUGGAGACCGAGGAAGAGAGAGAAUGGUUCGCGCAAACCGUAGAAAAAGAUUUGGCGAAUUCUCUGACGAAUGAAACGCGAAUUGCCAUCGCGAGAGAAAUGCUGAAGAGUCAAGCUUUCGAUCACUUCUUGGCCAUCAGGUUCGUGAGUCUUAAGAGAUAUGGUGGCGAAGGUGCUGAGAGUAUGAUGGCAUUCUUCCACGAGUUCUUCAAACUAUGCGCACACGAUGACUUGAAAUACAUCGUCCUCUGCAUGCCACAUCGUGGUCGACUGAAUUUUCUUACUGGUAUGCUGAAUUUCCCGCCAGAGAAAUUGUUUAGAAAAUUGCGAGGAUUUUCUGAAUUUCCGGAUAACGUGAUUACCUCCGGUGACGUGAUUAGCCACUUAGUCACUUCAACCGAUCUGACAAUCGGGGAAAAAAAGCUUCACGUAACGAUGCUGCGAAAUCCGUCGCAUUUAGAGGCGGUGAAUCCCGUCUCCAUGGGAAAAACUCGAGGAACCAUGCAAGCUGUUAAGGAUGGAGCCUACAGUGAAGAUGCAAAUGCAUGCUGGAGCGACAAAGUGUUGAACGUCCAAGUACACGGAGAUGCCGCUUAUGCCGCCCAAGGUGUCGAUCAAGAAUGCUUAGCCUUAUCCGCAGUUCCUCACUUUGAAAUUGGGGGAACUGUUCAUCUGGUAAUCAAUAAUCAACUAGGUUUCACCACUCCAGCCUCCAGAGGAAGAUCGUCGAGAUAUUGCACGGAUCUGGCAAAGAUGAUCUCUGCUCCGGUGAUUCACGUAAACGCCGACGAUCCUGAGAUGGUUGUUCGAGCGACCAGAGUAGCUUUCAAGUACCAACGAAAGUUCAGGAAGGACGUUUUCGUCGACUUGAACUGUUUUAGACGAUGGGGGCACAACGAAUUGGACGAUCCUGUCUUCACGAAUCCUAUUAUUUAUAAAAUUAUACACAAUCGUCCGUCCAUACCAGAUCGAUAUUUAAAGAAACUGAACGAGGCUAAUGUUCUUUCGAAGACAGAAGCUACCAGCAUCGUUGAAAAUCAUAGCGCUCGAUUGGAUCGAGCACUGAAAGAAGUCGACAGUUAUAUUCCACAGCCUGUCUACUUCACAGGCUUGUGGAGCGAAAUGCGAUCGGCUGAUGCGUCCGUGACACAGUGGGACACGGGUGUUGAUUUAAACCUAUUAAGCUUCAUUGCCAAAAAAAGUGUUCACGUUCAUGACGAGUUGACAAUACAUCCUCGGUUAGUGAAAAGUCACAUUCAAUCCCGAUUGAACAAAAUAGAGAGUGGUGAACGCUUGGACUGGACCACUGCUGAGGCACUUGCCAUUGGUAGUUUGUUAUAUCAAGGAUACAAUGUCAGAAUAAGUGGACAGGAUGUAGGCCGUGGUACAUUUUCACAGAGACACGCGAUGCUUGUUGAUCAGUCUACUGGAGACAUACAGAUUUCAUUAAACUCUAUGAUAGAGGGUCAAACAGGGAAGCUAGAGUUAGCCAACAGUAUUUUAUCAGAAGAGGCAGUGCUAGGAUAUGAAUAUGGUAUGAGUAUUGCUGUACCAACGACUUUGACCAUUUGGGAGGCACAGUUUGGUGAUUUUUUUAAUGGAGCACAGAUCGUUAUUGAUACCUUUGUAACCAGUGGAGAAACGAAAUGGAUGUUAAGCAGUGGUCUGACGAUGCUUUUACCUCAUGGCUACGACGGUGCUGGUCCUGAACACAGUUCUUGUAGAAUUGAAAGAUUUUUACAACUCACUGAUAGUCAGGAGAAUAAACCGGAUGGUGAUAACGUUAACAUGCACGUUACGAAUCCUACGACACCUGCUCAGUACUUUCACCUGUUAAGAAGACAAAUGGUAAGAAAUUUUCGCAAGCCUUUAAUAAUAGUAGCCCCGAAAAUAUUGUUACGUCAUGCCGCAGCCACGUCCUCGUUAGCGGAUAUGGGACCACAGACUAAGUUCGAGAACGUUAUUGGAGAUGACAAAGUGAAAGAAUCAGAAGUAACUAAGGUGAUUCUAGUAACUGGAAAACACUAUUACGCUCUUGAUGAAUACAGAGAUAGAACAGUACAGAAAAAUGUUGCAAUUAUUAGGCUAGAAAGCCUGUGCCCCUUUCCUGUUCAAGACUUAUUACAAGAGAUUGAUAAGUAUAAACAUGCAAAGAUUUUCAUAUGGAGUCAAGAAGAGCCGCAAAAUAUGGGAGCCUGGAGUUUUGUUAAAACUCGUUUUGAAAAUCUGUGUGGACGAUCAUUGAAAUAUUCGGGUCGCGUACCUAUGGCUGCACCAGCUGUGGGCGAAGGACAGCUGCAUCAACGAGAAGCUCAGGAAGUUAUCAUUAAACCAUUCACUAUGAAAUGAUGUUUAUAUUAUAUUACAUUUUACUCUGUUUUAUUUGUACACGUGAUUCAACUGUCCAAAAUCACACCUUACUUGCAAUUACAUCAUCACCGUAUACUAUAUUAUGAAAUAAACUAUUUACACAUCCUUGAGCAAUGA